Messenger RNA from Mus pahari (shrew mouse), 1011 nucleotides. RefSeq names its product RFX family member 8, lacking RFX DNA binding domain (gene Rfx8). Gene Ontology annotation, biological process: regulation of transcription by RNA polymerase II. The transcript is spliced from 9 exons. Lineage: Eukaryota; Metazoa; Chordata; Mammalia; Rodentia; Muridae. The record is from RefSeq and is a predicted model, not a curated record. Gene Ontology annotation, molecular function: DNA-binding transcription factor activity, RNA polymerase II-specific; RNA polymerase II cis-regulatory region sequence-specific DNA binding. The coding region runs from base 1 to 1011 and encodes 336 amino acids.
AUGGCGGAGGCGGUGCCGGCCUCUCCUGCGGGCGGCCUGGGCCUGCACCGUGGUAUCAUUCAGUGGCUGGUUGACAAUUUCUGCAUCUGUGAAGGGUUCAGCGUGCCCCGAUGUCUAAUGUAUGAGAUUUAUGUCGAGACCUGUGGGCAGAGUGCUCAGAACCAAGUCAACCCAGCAACGUUUGGGAAGCUCGUGCGCUUGGUUUUUCCUGACCUGGGCACCCGGAGGCUGGGCACACGAGGAAGUGCCAGGUAUCAUUAUGAUGGGAUCUACAUCAAGAAGAGCUCCUUCUUCUACGCUCAUUACUGCUACCUGCUGGGUAAGAAGAGCUGUCACAGUGGCAAUCUUGUUGCCUUCGGAAAAUCUCCUGACUACAGCACCGUUCUCCAGCAAGAAGAAACAUGUGAAAAUCAUUCACCAAUAAAGACGGACCCAAUGGGCUCACCAGUGUCUCCGUUCAGAAGAUGUCCGGUCUGGGAAGAAGAGCUGGCAAACAAGUACUCCUGUAAGCUGCCAAGCANAAACAAAGAGGAGUUUAUCAAGCUCGCUGCCAGCUUUCAACUGAAAUGGAAUUUUCUUCUCACCGCUGUGAGCAAAGCCAUGACCCUGAGCCACAGAGACAGUUUCGGCGCCUGGCAUCUGUUUCAUCUCCUGCUCUUGGAAUAUGUGAUUCACAUCCUGGAGUCAUGCAUAGAAGAGGAGGAGGAAGAGGAGGACCUGGGGAGCCUCCAGGACCUGCUGUCAGAUGACCAGUUCCUCACCCAGCCAGACCAGGCCCUUUUCCACCCUCUGGAUCCUUUGCCAACAUCGGAAUGUCUCGUCCAGGUAUUGCUGGAGGACAAGACCACUGAAAGCGCCAUGAAGCUCAACCUUCCCGUGGGACAAGAGGCCCUCAUAACCCUAAGCAAUGGACAGAGAUUUGUGAUUCACAUAUCAGAUGUGCCCCAAAGCUCAGAAGACACGUACUGCAGGAAAAGCAACUCGAACGUGCAAGGUGGUUUGCUGGGGUAG